CGGCUAGCGAGCCGCAGGGACUGUGCCUGGCGCACUCACUUCCGCGUCCCGCCGCCCCCCGGCCCGCGCGCGCCGAGCCGCCGCCGCCAUCGGACAAUGGGUCGCCCGCCCCAGCUGCCGUGAACUUCCUGCCGCGGCUCGGCCGCCCGCGUGCCCCGGACCGCGCUCCCGCCUGGCGCUGGCCGGGAUCGCAGCUCCGGGGAAUCCGCGGAGGACCCAGCGCCCGGGACGUACCUGCGCCUCCGCCGCCGCGCCUUUGCUCCGGGCCGGACCCGCGGCCUCUGCACUCCCGGCCGAAUCAGCUUCACCCGGCCCAGUCGGCUGCUGCCUUGCUUUGGGUUUUCGUGUUUGGUUGCCUAAGGAGGAUGUGAUUUUACUUUUUUGCUGUUUUCUUUUUCCUUUUAUGAUUUGAAGAGGAGAAAAGAACUCCGCUGAGCAGGCCCGGGACAGCGAAGCGCCCCCAGCUCCCCCAAGGACGUCUUCAGGAGAAAGGGAGUGGGAAGCAAACUUGGUCCAGCUGGCGUGGUGGCCUCAAGUUCCGCUGGACUCUUAAGUCGUGGGGUCAUGCCCCUCACGCUGGGCACGUGGAAGUCUUUACCUCUUCUGGGCCGGACUUGAGCCCCCACGCUUCGCCAGCAUCUCCCCGCUGCCCUCAACACCCACACAUCCGGCACCUGGGCUAGGCGGGACACCUGUCUGCAGCAUGGAUAAGUAUGACGACCUGGGCCUGGAGGCCAGUAAAUUCAUCGAGGACCUGAACAUGUAUGAGGCCUCCAAGGAUGGGCUCUUCCGAGUGGACAAGGGUGCAGGCAACAACCCCGAGUUUGAGGAAACUCGCAGGGUGUUCGCCACCAAGAUGGCCAAAAUCCACCUCCAGCAGCAGCAGCAGCUCCUGCAGGAGGAGACCCUGCCCCGGGGGAGCAGAGGCCCUGUCAAUGGAGGGGGCCGCCUGGGCCCACAAGCCCAUCCGGAAGCUGGUGUGGGCAGCAAGCUGUCUGUGGAUGGUGCUGCCAAACCCCCUCUUGCUGCCUCGACAGGGGCACCUGGGGCAGCCACCACCCUCGCUGCUGGGCAGCCCCCGUGCCCACCGCAGGAGCAGAGAGCCAGGCCAUACCUGCAUGGCACAAGGCAUGGCAGCCAGGACUGUGGUUCCAAGGAGAGCCCGGCCAGUUCUGAGAUGCCUGCUUUCCACCAGCCAGGCCCCUGCGAGGAUCCUUCCUGCCUCACUCAUGGAGACUAUUAUGACAAUCUCUGCUUGGCCAGCCCUAAGUGGGGUGACAAACCAGGAGUGUCCCCUAGCGUCGGCCUGGGUGUAGGGAGUGGGUGGCCUAGCCCCCCAGGGAGUGACCCACCAUUGCCCAAACCCUGCGGGGACCAUCCCCUAAACCAGCGACAGCUCUCCCUGAGCUCCAGCAGGUCUUCUGAGGGUAGCCUCGGUGGUCAGGAUACUGGCAUUAGUGGCCGCAGCAGCGAGAAGCCAGCAGGCCUUUGGUCCACUGCCUCCUCCCAGCGAGUGAGCCCUGGCUUGCCUUCCCCAAACUUGGAGAAUGGAGUUCCAGCCCUGGGGCCUGCUCAGCCCAGGACCCCUUCUGUGUCAGCACCCCUGGCCCUGAGCUGCCCCAGGCAAGGAGGUCUUCCAAGAACAAACACGCGGCCAGGGGGUGAGGUUUCAAGUGUGACGUCCAAACCCAAUGUGGACCCCCAAGCCUGGUUCCACGAUGGGCCCAAAUCUUACCUUUCGAGUUCUGCCCCAUCAUCCUCACCUGCUGGCCUGGACGGUUCACAAUCGGGUGCAGUCCCUGGGCUGGGGCUGAAGCCUGGCUGCACAGACCUUGGCACGGGUCCCAAGCUCAGCUCCACCAGCCUUGUCCAUCCAGUGAUGUCCACCCUGCCUGAGUUAUCUUGUAAAGAGGGUCCCCUGGGUUGGUCCUCUGAUAGUAGCCUGGGACAUGUGCUCCUGGAGAGCCCCAGCUCCCCUAGGGUAAGGCUGCCCUGCCAGCCCCUUGUCCCAGGUCCUGAGCUGAGACCCUCCGCCGCUGAGUUGAAAUUAGAAGCCCUCACCCAACGUCUGGAGCGAGAGAUGGAUGCUCACCCGAAGGCCGAUUACUUUGGAGCCUGUGUGAAAUGCAGCAAAGGGGUGUUUGGGGCUGGCCAGGCCUGCCAGGCCAUGGGGAACCUCUACCAUGACACAUGCUUCACCUGUGCAGCUUGCAGCCGGAAGCUGAGAGGAAAAGCCUUUUAUUUUGUCAACGGCAAAGUGUUUUGUGAAGAAGACUUCCUGUACUCUGGUUUCCAGCAGUCGGCUGACAGGUGUUUUCUUUGUGGACAUCUGAUCAUGGACAUGAUCCUACAGGCCCUGGGGAAGUCCUACCACCCCGGCUGUUUCCGCUGUGUCAUCUGUAAUGAGUGUUUGGAUGGAGUGCCCUUCACCGUAGACUCAGAGAACAAGAUCUACUGUGUCCGAGAUUACCACAAGGUACUGGCCCCCAAGUGUGCAGCCUGCGGGCUUCCCAUCCUUCCACCUGAGGGCUCAGACGAGACCAUCCGUGUUGUGUCCAUGGACAGAGACUACCACGUGGAGUGUUACCACUGUGAGGACUGUGGUCUGGAGCUCAAUGAUGAAGAUGGCCAUCGCUGUUAUCCGCUGGAGGAUCACCUGUUCUGUCACUCCUGCCACGUGAAGAGGCUGGAGAAGAGAACCUCGUCCACAGCCCUUCAGCAGCACCACUUCUAGCCAGCGCCUCUUGCAGGCAUCACGGCAGGGGAUGAGGAGCCAGGGUUGCUGAUGCUGCUUCCGGUGGCCCCUGGGGUGGAAGUGGGGUAGGGAAAGAGGAGGGGCAGGAGGGAGCGUUCCUGUAUGCGUGAGGUGCCUUUCCUUUAACCAGGGAGGUGAACACUACCUGCCUGCUACGUGUAUUUUCCAAGUGCUUUUCUCUGUUGCUACAUUUUCCUCAGGUGACUCAGGAAAACGCUCCAGAUGUGCAUAGCAUAUGACGUAAGGUUACAUCACUGCCACAAAGGAAUCCCGUCCCCGCCAGGAACAUUUCAUGCUUCAGAGGGAGAGGUUUUUGUUGAGCUUGUUUCACAAUAUCCCCUUGAAGGGACAGCUCAGCUGCCAAUACAUUCACCCCUUGCUCUUCCUUCGGGAAAAUACCUAAACCUGAAUGCCCCUCCCCCCAUACAUACCGUGACAUAAUUUAAGCCUUCUUUUCACCCAAGAGCUUCGGUUCUUCUGCAGAAUGGCUGCAAAUUUCAUUGCAUUAAGGCAAGAAGGAAGCUCUAAUAUGUGCUUUGUAUCCCAAGAAGAAUUUGCUUAGAAAACCAGAGGCAAGAUUUGAAAUAAGUGAGGCAGGGUUUCCUCCUCAGACACUGACAGCAUUCCCUGUGCCCCUGCAAACCCUUACUCUCCUAAAGGCAGCUGAGGCCCCGACAGAAAUUUGCCCCGUGUGAGUAAAACAUACUUUGGGAGAAGAACUUGGUGCAGGCACCAGGAUUUUUUGUUUUUGUUUUUGUUUUUGCCCACCUGUCUGCGCUGUUUUUCUCUGGCGUUCCCAAGAGUCGGUGACUUAGAGCCACUUCUGCAAGGCAAGUCUCAGGAACCCAUGCAGGUACAUCGCUUGCACCUGUUUGUAGCUUAUUUAAUGACGGGCUUUUGGGAAGAACUGCCCUCAUACUGAGAGACAGCUCCAUACAGACAAGGAGAGUUUUUGUGUGUGAGCGAUCUCUAAGCCAGCGUGGGAGGGAGCGCCUCAGGAUAAGUUAUUAUUUUCAUUUCAUUGGUUUCUCUCCUGCCCAAUUCUUGGCACAGGCAUUAUGUUUGAGGAAACCAGUAUAAGGUACACUGCUUUCGUCUAAUUUUUUUUAGUUGUUUCCUUUCACUUUCAGUCUUCCACACACAAAAAAAUACCUCACAGAUAGAGCUUCACCAAAUCACAGAUUCAGGAGGAAUUUGGCUUUCACACGGGACUCAGAUACCUUCUUUGGUGGGUUGGAAAUCACUGGCUUCACACAGGCCAAACGCCAGCUGGUCAGGGCAGUGUGAUCAUAACUAAAGGUCAGCAGGGAAUAGAUCGGAUUCAGCACUUUUGCCUGAUGCAUUUCAGCAUCCUGGCUCCCCAGGGUGGCAGGAGCUGAGGGAGGGCCACAUCCUGGCAAGAUUUCAAGAUCACCCUCUGCACUGAAGAGGUAAAAUUUGCGCUGCAAGUCACAUUCCUGAGGCCAGAGGUCAAUAGUCCUUGGUAUUUCGAUUAGAAGAAGCUGCAUAAGAAAGGCAGCCCAUUUUACCACUGCCAGCCAGGCCGGGAACACAGGAGGCAGGCGGCAUGUGCACUCCGCCUCCUCACCUCACACCCAGAGCAAGAGGACUGGGUGCUGGGCUGCAGAGGGCGGUCCGUGGAGCCCCUAGCACGUGUGAACUCAGGCUUGUCACUGGGCCUGGCUCCACUUCUAGGCCACGUUUUGACUCAUUUGGUAAUCGUUGCCUGUAAGAAGCACAGAAUUGGUGCCGUGGAUGAUCUUUUCCAUUUUGAUGAAAUUCAUUCUGUUGGAAUUCUUUGGCCAGAUGCCACUUCAGCAGGGUGUGCACCUUUAUUGGUUCUUUUUCACAGGCUGAGCCUCCUGAAAACCCAAGAAUGCUGGGGCUGGGGAAUUGAACCCUGAAUCAGGGACCCUCUCUUCCCAUCAAGUCAUCCAGCUCAGUGUGGGCAUGGCAGGGGGGUAAAUGAAGCCAGCCAAUGUGUUAACCUGUCUCUGUCAACCUAAGAACAUUGGCCUUACUGACACACCUUCACUGCACAUUCAAGACAUACAGAGUAAAGAAAAUUGCAGUUGAACUACCACCAGACGUAGCUGGGAUUUGUUUGCAAAUUGAGUAAUUAGUUUAAAAAUCUGUGAUUACAUUGUUUAGUGAAAAUUUUAAAGUGGCCUAGAUUGAGGUGAUUCAGAUAGGUUUGCAGAUAUACCAUUUUAUAUUGUUGAGAAAGAACAAUAAGAGAAUUUCCAGAUCUCCUAGAAAUCCUAGCAAUGGAUUUCUCUUGUUGUCAGUUUCCCUGGAAGGUGCCAGGUAGGAAUCUCCAAUAAGUUGUCUCCCCCGCCCCCGCUUCAGGGCCUUGCACAAAAGUCAUGAAGAGAUGUUCACCUACCUGGUAUUUUAAAUGUUCUAUAAAUUAUUAGCCAAACGGAACUGUAAUGGGGUUGUAUUUAUGGUUGCCUAGAAAGAAAACACAAGGACUUGGUAGGCCAGGAAGAAAAGGUUUUAAAAUUUAGAAUGAACAGCCCUUCCGGGUUUUCUGUUUGACAGUUCUUGGACUAUAGGUAAAACAAGGAGGAUUGUGGCCUGAUUUCAGAUCCCAAAGCCAGCCUCCAUCUUGUGCCUUGGCCUCAUUGUGCCUUUUAGGUUUUUUUUACCCACUGUCUCCUGUUUUGUCUUUUUUUUUUUUCUUUUCUCCUACCCCUGUCUUGGGACAUUCAGAAACUGCCUGGCUGGUUUGAGAAGAGACAGUAACCCAGUUUGAUCUGCAAUAUAAGGAUCCAUUCGUAUUCUCUGUUCCCCCAUCUGCCGUCUUGGUUCAUCUCACCCCAGAAGGGCAUUUAGUCCUAACCGGCCAUCGGCUGCUUAUGGCAGCAGGAUGGCACUUCCCAUUUCUCUGUGGUUAGUGCUCGAGUGAAAACCUCUGUCAGCGGAGUCCUCUGAGGUUAUGCUGUUGAGUCCUGGGUGACUGAUAGAAUGAUUGAGGAGUUCUGAUCACCCUCAAGCGCCAUCAUUGCCUUGUUUCCAUGGGCUUGAGUCACACAAAAUGA
Molecule: messenger RNA, 5799 nt
Organism: Cebus imitator (Panamanian white-faced capuchin)
Lineage: Eukaryota; Metazoa; Chordata; Mammalia; Primates; Cebidae
Gene: LIMD1
Product: LIM domains containing 1
Exons: 8
Coding region: 704-2734 (676 amino acids)
Biological process (GO): response to hypoxia; cytoskeleton organization; regulation of DNA-templated transcription
Cellular component (GO): adherens junction; transcription regulator complex; P-body
Molecular function (GO): transcription corepressor activity
Source: RefSeq, a predicted model, not a curated record